UGGCAACCGGCACGGGCGGGCCGAGCCGCCAUCUUAGUUCUGUGGCAGCCGCGCCGGGGCUGGACGGGACUGACAGGAGAGCGGCUCCUUCUCCUCCUCCCCCUUGUAGUCGCCGUUCUCGGACCUUUUAUUUAUUUAUCAAACAUUCGUCAUAUUAAUAUCAUUAUCGGGGGGGCAGGGCGAAAGACAAGCCGUCCCCGCUUUCCUUCGGGUUCUCCCCCCCCUCCCGGGGGUCGGUUGGGGGGCGCCGGGCCGGUGGUGGUGGUGGAGAGGAGGCGGAGAAGCCGCCUUUUCCCGGCCUAGCUGAGAUGCUGCUGUCGCCGCUGGCCCCCGCCUGCCUCCUGGCCGCGCUGCUCUGCGGGGGGAUCCGCGCUGCCCGAGUUAACAAGCACAAGCCGUGGAUUGAAACAACUUAUCAUGGCAUAGUUACAGAAAACGACAACACAGUCCUGUUGGACCCCCCAUUAAUAGCACUGGAUAAGGAUGCACCUCUCCGUUUUGCAGAGAGUUUUGAGGUGACAGUCACCAAAGAAGGUGAGAUUUGCGGAUUUAAAAUUCACGGGCAAAAUGUCCCCUUUGAAGCAGUGGUGGUGGAUAAAUCCACCGGUGAGGGGAUGAUCCGAUCCAAAGAGAAGCUUGACUGUGAACUGCGGAAGGACUACACGUUCACCAUCCAGGCCUAUGACUGUGGGAAGAGCCCAGAUGGAGCAAAUAUGAAAAAAUCCCACAAAGCAACGGUGCAUAUCCAGGUGAACGACGUCAAUGAGUACGCCCCGGUGUUCAAAGAGAAGUCUUACAAAGCAGCCGUCAUCGAGGGCAAGAGGUACGACAGCAUCCUGAAAGUGGAAGCGGUGGAUGCCGAUUGCUCCCCCCAAUUCAGCCAGAUCUGCAGUUACGAAAUCGUCACUCCUGACGUUCCCUUUGCCAUUGACAAAGACGGUUAUAUUAAGAACACGGAGAAGCUGAACUACGGCAAGGAGCACCAGUAUAAGCUCACCGUGACAGCCUAUGACUGCGGGACGAAGCGAGCUGCCGAGGACGUCCUGGUGAAGAUUAGCAUUAAGCCUACGUGCAAACCAGGCUGGCAAGGCUGGAGCAAAAGAAUGGAGUAUGAACCCGGGACUGGCUCCCUUGCUCUUUUCCCCAAUAUCCAUUUGGAGACCUGUGACGAGCCCAUCACGUCCGUGCAGGCCACAGUUGAUCUGGAGACCAACCAUAUUGGGAAAGGUUGCGACCGAGAUACCUACUCUGAGAAAUCCCUUCACAGGCUUUGUGGUGCUUCCUCUGACACUGCUGAGCUGCUUCCUCCUCCGAGCAACACGGCAAACUGGACAAUGGGCCUUCCAACAGACAAUGGCCACGACAGCGACCAGGUCUUCGAGUUCAAUGGCACCCAAGCCGUGAAGGUUCCAGACAACGUGGUCACCAUCAACAUGAAAGAGCCUUUUGUGAUUUCGGUGUGGAUGAGGCACGGGCCUGGGGCCAGGGAAAAAGAGGCCAUCCUCUGCAACUCAGACAAGACAGACAUGAACCGGCACCACUAUUCUCUGUACGUGCACAAUUGUCGCCUCGGGUUCCUCUUCCGCCAGGAUCCUUCAGAGGGGCAGAGUUAUAAACCGGCAGAAUUCCACUGGAAACUGAACCAGGUGUGCGAUAAGGAGUGGCAUCACUACGUCCUCAAUGUAGAAUUUCCAACUGUGAUGCUGUAUGUUGACGGAGUUUCCUUCGAUCCUUUCCCGGUGACUGAAGACUAUCCACUUCAUCCCUCCAAAAUAGAAUCCCAGCUGGUGGUUGGAGCUUGCUGGCAAGAAUAUACAGGAAAUGAGAAUGACACAGAAAAAGCGACCGAGAGCCCUGCAGGUGGUGAGCUCCACAUGGCCCAAUUCUUCCGAGGGAACCUGGCUGGCUUAAUGAUCCGCUCCGGUAAACUGGAGAGUAAGAAGGUGAUUGACUGUCUCUACACCUGCAAGGAGGGGCUGGAUUUGCAGACGGCAGAUGGCGUUGGCAAAGGCCUAAAGAUCCACAUGAACCCGAGCCAGUCGGUGUUGACCUUGGAAGGAGACGACAUUGACAGGUUCGACAAAGCCAUGCAGCACAUCUCCUACCUGAACUCCCGCCAGUUCCCCACACCUGGGAUCCGGAGGAUCAAAAUCACAAGCACUGUGAAGUGCUCCAGCAACGAAGCCUGCAUUGCCAUUCCUUUUGUCGACGGCUACAUCAUGGUCUUGCAGCCCGAAGAGCCCAAGAUCAGCCUGAGUGGCAUCAACCACUUUGCCCGCUCGGCUUCGGAGUUCGAGAGCCCCGAAGGGGUUUCCCUCUUCCCUGAGCUUCGCAUCAUCAGCACCAUCACGCGGGAGGUUGAGCCGGAGGGGGACGGAGAUGAGGAUCCAACAGUCCAAGAAUCGUUGGUGUCCGAGGAGAUCAUGCACAACUUGGAUACCUGCGAGGUCACGGUGGUCGGGGAGGAGCUCAGCCUGGAGCAGGAGAGCUUGGAGGUCGAUAUGGUUCGGUUGCAGCAGAAAGGGAUGGAGAUGAGCAGCUCCAACCUGGGCAUGAUCAUUACCGGGGUUGACACCAUGGCCAGCUACGAGGAGGUUUUACACUUGAUUUGCUACCGCAAUUGGCAGGCCGUGUCUCUGUUUGACCGAAAGUUCAAGCUGGUCUGUUCGGAGCUCAAUGGGCGUUAUGUCAGCAAUGAGUUUAAAGUGGAGGUGAAUGUCAUCCACACAGCUAACCCCAUGGACCACGCCAACCACAUCGCCGCAGAGCCUCAGUUUGUCCAGCCCGUUCACCAUUCAUUUGUUGACCUCUCUGGUCACAACCUAGCCAACCCUCACCCAGGUUUUUCAGUGGUUCCAAGCACUGCCACAGUUGUGAUUGUGGUCUGUGUCAGCUUCCUGGUUUUCAUGAUUAUCCUGGGAGUCUUCCGGAUCAGAGCUGCUCACCAGAGAACAAUGCGGGACCAGGAUUCUGGGAAGGAGAACGAGAUGGACUGGGACGACUCUGCUUUGACCAUUACUGUUAACCCCAUGGAGACAUAUGAGGACCAGCACAGCAGUGAGGAGGAGGAGGAGGAGGAAGAGGAGGAAGAGAGCGAAGAUGGGGAGGAAGAAGAUGACAUCACCAGUGCAGAGUCUGAAAGCAGCGAGGAGGAAGAGGGGGAGCAGGAAGAGGACCAACAGAAUGUCAACAGGCAGCAGCAGCUAGAAUGGGACGACUCCACGCUCACUUAUUGAUUCCGGCUCUUCCCGCUGUUUGUCUCUCUUUGUCUCUCUUGCUCUCCUUUGUUCUUCAGUUCUAGAAGACUCCGCAGCAAACCACUCCAUUGCUCCUGAGGAUCUGUGGCAAGUCACUUGGGCCCGUAGAGCUGACCAACGCCCCUCGUCCUCCACCCCAUCCUGACGUCUCUUUUUCCUGGCUAGCCAUCCCCCCUUCAAAAGCUCUCGCCUCUAGAAUUUUAGCUAGUGGUCCUUCUCCCUCACCCUGCAAUGACUGGAUUGUUGUUAUUUUUGCCGUUUUUUACUCUACAAGGGACUGCCUUCAGCUCUGUCCCUCCCUCUUCUUUUGUCAUCUCAUUUAAGGGAUGUGACAGCUCUGUAGCCAUUGCACUUGCUAAACUGUGGUUUUUUUAAUUUUCAUUUUGGGCCCAGGGCUAAGAUUCCAGCUCUGUCUCUCUUACCAUGCUUUCCUAGGGGGGUGUUAAAAACAAUGCCAAGAUCUUUCAUUGACAAAAAAGGCUUACUUACUUUUGUAUUUUUAUUUCUUGGUGGGCUUUUGGAUUGGGUUUAUUUUUUUACUUUUGUGGAUCAUUACUUGUCUUUUCCCCCCUUCAUUUCUUCACUCAUACUCUCUGUAGUGCAUGUGUAAAGUGGCAGAAUGAGGUUACUACGUUAGAAGAUUUAAGAGACUUUUUAAUAUUUUGUAAAUAAUCUUGGAACUAUGUAAUUACGUCAUUUGUGGUAGUGAAAAUGGGAACAGGGCGAAGGAGGGAGGGGAACAAUCCAUGCUAGGGUUUUAAAAACAAGAAUCAUGCAGCAUGAUGUAGUAAUAAUGGUUUGGGUUCCUUCCCCCCCCCAAAAAAAUAACAAUUCUGCAACAGCAUGGGGCAAUGUUUAAAUAGCUUAGAGCAAAGUGAACGAUGAUCCAGUGGCAUUGGACUCAGGUGUCCUCUUCACUCUGGGCCAACCCUGUGGAGGGGUUUGUCCCCUCUGCAUUUUAUAUUUCUUUCAUUUGUGCGUGUGGGAGGGGAGUGAUUUGACUGCAAAGGCUUCUUUGCGACCCCUUCUCCGGGUCCAGCUGCCCUGCCUCGCCCGUUUCUGUUUUAGGGACAGUAAGUAGGUUGGCUUAGAGCACGUGAUUUCUUUCUCUUUCUCUUUUGAGGAAAAAAAGUCUUUUGCACAAACAGAGAAGCCCAGUUGCCGCUCAGACCUGGUGAGCUCUGGUUUCAUGCACUGCUCACACAGGUGGCUUGGUUGAUUGUCAACAGCGAGCAAAGCAGGGUGAUGUUGCUGCCUCUCUCAAGUCAGGGGAACUUGAGCGUGCAAUUUGGAGAGGAGGCUGGGUUGACUUUUCUCGCUGGCAUCAUUCCUGUUCUUGUUUUAAUUUAAAACACUCCUUUUCAUUCCCUGUCGCUCUUUUUUGUACAGUAAUGUGGGACAUGGGUCUUAUUUUAAGCAUUUCUGUUGUUUUCUUCCUUUGCGGUCGUUGUUUACACUGAACUACAUGUGAGCUACCUGUCCUGUCGAAACUGUGCUGUAAAUUACUCAUGGCAACCUUGUGCAUGCUCCUUAAGAACAACAUGCGGAUGAACACGGUUUGGGGGAACGGGUCGCCAGUGGGGGAGUCCGUAUCCAGCAAGGUUUCACCCCAGGUUUGGAAGGGACCAGAGCAGUUCUCCAAAAAAGCAAGUCAUGACCCCGACAGCAGAGGCGAGCACUGGGCUUUUCAUUAGGCAGGUGGUCCUCUCCUCUAACUCCCCCCCCCCCAUUUUGAGAGAGCCUUGAGUGUAUUGCUUUCUUUGCUUUUACAGUUGAUUUAUUCCCCAAAGGGGGUGUUACGCUAAAAAUUUCUUGCGGGUUGCCAAGUAGGGUAGGCCAAGUUCCAUCUAGCUGCCGUUGCAUGGAAGAUUCUGGCUGCUCUGCAGCUUCCGGCUGUAUCCCCCCAGAACAGGCAUUUGAGGAUCAGAUUCAACAACACGGAGGGGGGGAAAUGGAAUGUGUGUCUGUGUGUUUUGCAGAAGCAGAGGGGCUGGCGAGAAUAGACUGAAACUUUUUUUGGGGGGGGGGACUGUAGCUCAGUAGCAGAGCACCUGCUUUGCAUGCAGAAGGUUCUGGGUUCAGUCUUGUUUUAAACCCUAGAGACCUGCUAGGUGGACUGACUUCAUAUAAGGCAGCUUCCAAGAGAUACUUUACCUAUCCUGGAGCCGGUCUUUCCUUCCUCAGAUGUCGAGCAUUGCUCUCUCUCUCCUUGCAGCAGGGUUUGUUUCAGAUGUGGGAACCUGAGAGGGCCCCUCUAGUGUUGUGGGACUCCACUUUCCAGCAGCCCCAAAGCCAGCACGGGCCAGAGUCAGGGAUGAAGGGAGUUGUAGCCCGCGAACAGCCGGAAGGACCCCCAUCCCUGAGUUGGAGCGAAAGGUGGUCCCUGGUGUGCCUUUUACAAUAAGAUGGAACUGAAGGCAAGGGAAGUUGAACCCCACACCAAUCAGCAAAAAAACAACUGUAAACGUUUACAUUUCUAAAAUGGGCAAGGAAGUUGGUUUUGACAACUUUUACAUGGUCACAUAACUGCUAGUUUUAAGUAAAAAACGGAAAACUUUUAACUUACGCCCAAGUUGUCUUGUGUUUUAAUGUCACUGUGUAGAUAAGACACUAACCCUCUUUUUCCAUGAUACCAUCACUGUAGCAGCUGUAUUUUAGCGACUGUAAACUUGCUCAUGCCUCUCUCCCUCUUUCUUUUAAAUGCUAAUGCUGAAAGGUUGUACACUUUUUCUGAUGCCGUUCGUAGCCAUCAUGGGUCUAACAUUUCAAAUGUGUAUAUUGGUAAAUAGGUCAAGUUUGGAAAAAGUCUGAGCUACAAUAAAGUU
This is a messenger RNA of Rhineura floridana, 6082 nucleotides long. RefSeq names its product calsyntenin 1 (gene CLSTN1). Gene Ontology annotation, cellular component: postsynaptic membrane; cell surface. Gene Ontology annotation, molecular function: amyloid-beta binding; X11-like protein binding; calcium ion binding. Lineage: Eukaryota; Metazoa; Chordata; Lepidosauria; Squamata; Rhineuridae. Bases 309 to 3236 code for a protein of 975 amino acids. Gene Ontology annotation, biological process: homophilic cell-cell adhesion; positive regulation of synapse assembly; positive regulation of synaptic transmission. The transcript is spliced from 19 exons. The record is from RefSeq and is a predicted model, not a curated record.